Molecule: messenger RNA, 605 nt
Organism: Mytilus trossulus (common blue mussel)
Lineage: Eukaryota; Metazoa; Mollusca; Bivalvia; Mytilida; Mytilidae
Exons: 4
Coding region: 31-585 (184 amino acids)
Molecular function (GO): protein binding
Source: RefSeq, a predicted model, not a curated record
CUAGGUGUCUCUUAUCAAGUUGUUUUAUGAAUGGAUGGUUAUAUGGAAAUGAUCCCAGUGAUACUACUCUAUAUUACCCUUGAAUGUAUUAAAGCAUCUACCAUGUGUUCCCAAGUCAUCACUCUGGAUUGUGAUACGCAAUAUGCUGCAAAUGAAGCUGAAGAAGUUUGUGGAACAAAUGGAAUCUCAUAUCACAAUUUCUGUUAUUAUGCACAGGCAAAAUGUAAUUAUACUGGAUUAGAUAUUCACAACGUAGGGCCUUGUUUAGACGACACAAAAACUACUGCAGCAGACUUAUCUGGUUCCCCUACCAUCAAUAUAUCAAAUCAUCAAUCGACAACCAAGAACCCCGUGACAACAACUAAAGCCCCGGCUGCGGAUCAGGAUCCCAUUCAACAUCUAUUUUGUACCGGAGUUUCAGCCGGAACUAUAGCAUGUCCUGACGAACUGGAUCCGUAUUGUGGUACAGAUGGAAUAUUUUAUUUAAAUAACUGUUGUUUUGCAAAAGCCAAGUGUCUUGAAGACUCUUUAUCAAAACAACCAUUAGAUCAGUGUAAAGGAAAGAUUCCUAGUGGAAGGAAAUAAUCUAUAUAAAAAAGAGGGUG